AUGAGCGUCGUCCUGCCGGGUAAGCCGCAGUCAAGACUUCAAGGUCUGGCUAUUGGUUAUUGGAACAACCUACACUUGAAUGCAUACAUUACUGGAAAUGCAUUUACCAUCCUUGACGGACUACAAACCAUUAUUCAAACCAUAUACGAUGAAAAUGAUGAACCACUACAGGCAAUAGCCAUCGACGAGUUGACGGGCAAGAUAGCCACGAGCACGGCAACGCAAGUUCGAGUCUAUAAACCACUUGGAGGGCUACAGGAGGAUGCUUUAAAGUGGGCCCUACAACUUACCUUUGACAUCCCUCGCGACGACUCAGAAACAGCAUGCGCAUUAUCUUGGGGUAGUUCGGAGGAGCUCUUAGUUGCUGGCAACUAUUUGUCUCUGUUCUCCACAGGGGAGCACCCAGGCCGAUCCUGGGAACAAUUGCUUCCCAGCCCUGCCAAGAUAGCGACGCUGUCAUACGACUCGGGUUACAUUGCAUCCGUCGGUCAUCAUGAUUACUUGGCCAAGGUCUGGCGCCGUUUAACUUAUGGCUCCGACGAUGUUCGAUUCGACGUAGCCUACCUUCCUCACCCGGAUGUCGUUACAAGCAUCCGAUGGCGCAAACCGUUUCACGUCGAGCAAGCAACGGGCAAUGUUUUGUAUACGAGCUGCCUAGAUGGUUACAUGCGCGUGUGGGUUCCAACAGACACACUACAAGGCUGGCAAUGGCACCUCUGGGGUAAAAUCAACAUUGCAGAGUCAAUACCGAACGGUUCCCCUCAGCAGGAACCAUGGUUAGCCUGUAUCAUCGACGGGCGAGAUUUCACUGCUUCCGUGGAGAGAGCUAUCGAGCAACGGAUGGCAGAUGAUAGCAGUACCGACGACGUGGCACUAGACCAUUUGGUAGCUAUUGCAAAUCGGAGCCCCGAGAUAUGCCUCGCCAUGAACCGAUCCGGGUUUUUGACGGCUUGGGCUCUAGAAAAUGUCGGUAGCACCUCGACCGACGACCGCCAAAUUUUCAACAUUGCUCAAACAAUAUCACCAGGGUUAGAGGAUCUAUCUAGCCUUUUACACCCGGAUGACGUCUCGCAUGUACAAAUCGAGACGUACUGCAAUCGGAAAACUGGACAGCUGCGGAUACUGCUGCACAUUUUCGACGGCAGGAUAGCUAUUUUUGAAUGCAGUGCAGCAGAUUUAUUUGAUCCCACGGCCAAUGAUAAGCGAUUGCUACUCCAUUCAGUGUGGUCCGGACAUUCUGCUUCGAUCAGGAAAAUAGUGCGCAAUUUUAGUGGUCGAGCUGUGGUAUCGAGAACAAGUGAUGGCGAGACCAUUGUCUGGGAACAUUCGCCCGCGAAUCCAGUUGGGUCCUCACACGGCCCUCUUGAUUUCAGUCGCCGGAGCAUCAUCCCGGAGACUGAACAUAUCCAUCGCAUUUGCGUCCUUCGUAAAGGCCGAUUUGUUGUCUUUCUCAGAAAAACUGUCAUCUCACUCUGGGACUGCCGACGUGAAAGGGGGGUCAGCCUUGCUCACAGUACGUAUGAGGCACCGGGAGUUCCUCUUUGUCUCAUCAUUUUGCCCAAGCCACAAGAUACAGAUUACAGGACCGCGCAUAUCGCCAUGAUAACGUCCAAAGGACGUGGGAUUGUCUGGGAACUUAGUUUUCCCAACUACGCCAAGGAUUCAGCAAGUACUUUGGACGUCGGUAUCACAGAAUUCAGCCAGGUUAACCUCAAGUCUGAUGAUGAUUUGAAGUAUGUCCUUCCUGUUGACCCUGCUGGUUCUGGUCCUGUAUCGUCUGGCUUCCUGGAUAUUUUUGCCCGUGAUAUCGCCAUGUCCUGUACGCAAACCGGCCGAAUUGACCUCUGGACAGCUCGCGUCGAUCUAGAACGCAGAAAAGUUGAUUGGCUAUCAACAUGUAGUACUGAGACAGGAUUUUCAGAUCCAUCACUAGCUAGUGGUAGCAUGCUCAAAAAGGCUGCAAUAGUAAGGUCAGAUGGGUCGAGGCUUGCCAUAUGGGAUGUUGGCGGAGCUCGUCUUGAGUUUGACCAAGACUAUCAGCUACAAGAUUCCAUUCAAGACCUAGAUUGGACGUCAACCCCCGAUGCUCAAUCCAUAUUAGCAGUUGGUUUCCAAUAUCGUGUCCUCCUCCUGUCACAAAUGAGAUUCGAUUACUUAAACAAGGGCGCUGCCUGGAUACCAAUUCGCGAGAUUAGCAUCCGUGAGCUGACACCUCAUCCAAUCGGAGAUUCAACUUGGCUAGAUAAUGGCUAUCUGCUUAUUGGGGCCGGCAAUCAGCUGUUUGUCCACGACCGACGGGUUAGUGCCGUAGAAUCCCUUACUACUGACCUUCGACUGCCUCACCUUCAAGACGGCACAUGGGAUCUCUUUGAAGCAGUACAGAGAUUCAACGGCCCCCUCCCCGUCUUCCACCCUCAGUUUCUAAGUCAAUGCAUCCUCGCAGGAAGGAAUGAACUUGUGCGACGAAUCCUCGUGGAACUUCAUAAAACAUUAAAAUUCCUCGUGCCGGGAGAAUCUGUGGAUAACUAUCUUGGUAUAGAGUUGGGGGAAUUUUAUCAACCAACUGCUGAAAAUACCAAUCGAGCACUUCACACAGGUUUUGAUUUUUCGGACAAAGGCGUCGACGGAGAAGAAACUGAAGUCUUCACUGAAGAAAUUGCUACAUCCAUUAACGAGAAGCUUACUCGGCUAGGCGUCCCCCAACUUUCUGGUCAUGAGCAGAUUCAGCUCGUAGAUAUGAUCGAAUGCGUAGCAUUGGUUGAGCGAGAGCGCCGAUCUAUAGACGAGAACGGGGCUCGUUUUAUGCUUUUCUUUCGACAACACGCACUUCGCAAAGGACGCACAAAUGAGAUACAGCUUUCUUGGAGAGAGAUCAACUGGGCAUACCACUCUCAAAGUCAAGAUAUUCUCGCUGAUUUUGUGACUCGACAGAACCACAAUGUCAUGCUAUGGGAGCACGCGCGCGAGAGCGGGAUUUUUAUGUGGCUUACUGACACACAACACUUGCAACGACAAUUCGAAGCGGUUGCCAGAAACGAAUAUACCAAGGAUGGAAAUAGAAGCCCAGUGAACUGUAGCUUGUUCUACAUUGCGCUUCGCAAGAAAGCAGUGCUUCAGGGGCUUUGGCGUAUGGCCGGCGGUGACAAAGAGCAAAUCACCACUCAGCGGUUCUUGGCCCAUGACUUUGAGGAGCCAAGAUGGCGUACAGCGGCAUUGAAAAAUGCAUAUGCUCUUCUUAGCAAGCGACGAUUUAAGUACGCAGCUGCUUUCUUUCUAUUAGCUGACCGGCUGGAAGACGCUGUUGAAGUCUGUCUCCGCCAGUUGAAAGAUUUACAACUCGCCAUUGCAAUCACUCGCGUUUAUGAGGGCAGUGACGGCCCUGUACUGCGAAAAGUGCUACGGGAAGAAGUCCUCACUGUGGCGUCGCAUGAGGGCAAUCGCUGGCUUGCAUCUUGGGCCUUCUGGAUGCUGGGCAGAAAAGAUAUGGCUGUGAGGGCGCUAGCUACUCCUAUAUACACUCUCCUUGAAACGCCUUCUUCACCAGACCUGAAGUCUCGAUCGUUCUUGGCCGACGAUCCUGCUCUGGUCGUCCUCUAUUCCCAGCUACGGCAGCAAACACUACAGACGCUGCGAGGCGCAUCCAAAGUGUCGCCCAAAGUCGAAUGGGAAUUUGUUCUUCACAGCGCGAAGCUCUAUGACCGCAUGGGCUGCGAUCUCCUUGGCCUUAGCUUAGUUCGUACAUGGGAAUUCCAAAAACAGACGCCGCCUAGAAUAGGGGGUGAUAUGAACCCAUUGACGCUCCUGAGGCGAAGAAGCUCGCUCGUUGUCAACGACCUUCACACGUCGGAGCUACACGCCACGCUAUUGGCCGAGCGUGAACAGGUUAAGCACCCUGUGGCGCCACCUUCGACUUUUCACGAACCAGAUGCCGCGUCAUUGCUUGAUAGUUUUGGCUUAUAGAGUAGUGAACCGCAUGUAUAUUUAAUAAACGUUCUGACGCAAAGAUUUGUUUCUGCGUGAUAAAGUCACGACCUGUGUCUAAUUUGCGCUUUAUUGUCACCAAAAUAUGUCACCAAAAUAAGAAAAAUCUAGUAUGCU
This is a messenger RNA of Trichoderma atroviride IMI 206040, 4098 nucleotides long. RefSeq lists its product as uncharacterized. Lineage: Eukaryota; Fungi; Ascomycota; Sordariomycetes; Hypocreales; Hypocreaceae. Gene Ontology annotation, cellular component: RAVE complex. Gene Ontology annotation, molecular function: protein binding. Gene Ontology annotation, biological process: vacuolar acidification. The record is from RefSeq and is a predicted model, not a curated record.